Fonsecaea monophora is the source of this 801-nucleotide messenger RNA. RefSeq lists its product as hypothetical. The record is from RefSeq and is a predicted model, not a curated record. NCBI's taxonomy places the organism in Eukaryota, Fungi, Ascomycota, Eurotiomycetes, Chaetothyriales, Herpotrichiellaceae. Gene Ontology annotation, biological process: fatty acid beta-oxidation. The coding region runs from base 1 to 801 and encodes 266 amino acids. Gene Ontology annotation, cellular component: peroxisomal matrix. The transcript has 5 exons.
AUGGCGGCCUCGGGUUACAAGUACACUGAUGUGGUUGUUGAAGUCCAAGGCCGAAUCGGGACCAUUCGACUCAAUCGGCCCAAGGCUCUCAAUGCCUUCACUACCACCAUGAUGAUGGAUGUGAUUACCGCUCUGAGAGAGCUCAAUCAACACCCCGAUACUGUGUUCACUGUCAUCACCGGCGAGGGUCGGUUCUUCUCCUCGGGGGUUGACGUCAAGGCGAUAUCCGCUCGCAAGCCAGUCCAGACUGCAAGUCUUGCUGAAAAGAAAGUUGCCUCGCUGACAGGUUUGGUGCCAGUCCUAGUCCUAGCCCUGAACGGUCCCGCUGUCGGUGGCGGUGCCGCCUGGUUCGAAGGCGUCGCGGAUAUCAUCGUCGCGGCCCAGGGAGCUUGGCUCCAGGUUCCAUUCAACGCGCUGGGAUUGGUACCAGAAAACGGAUCGACUACACUUUUCAGUCAUCACAUUGGUGUUCGCCGAAGCAACGAGUUCCUCAUGUUCGGUCGGCGGGUCACGGUAGAAGAACUGCAAGAGUGGGGACUGGUCAAUUUCAUCUUCCCCAAUGAUGGCUUCCACAGUGCUGUCCACAAGUUUCUGGAGGAUCAAUUGGAAGUCAACGACGGGAAGAGCAUGAUGGAGACGAAAAGAUUACAGAACCUGCCGCUCAGGAGGGAAAGAAUGCUGGCAGUCUAUGAUUCGAUCGAUGCGCUGGCGGAAAAAUUCCUUGACGGAGUUUCUACCAAAAGAUUCCUCCAGAAGAAUGCUCAACUUGGUUCUCGUGGGAAAAUUCAAGCAAAGCUCUAG